This is a messenger RNA of Papilio machaon (common yellow swallowtail), 573 nucleotides long. RefSeq names its product NADH dehydrogenase [ubiquinone] 1 beta subcomplex subunit 11, mitochondrial (gene NP15.6). The coding region runs from base 100 to 528 and encodes 142 amino acids. NCBI's taxonomy places the organism in Eukaryota, Metazoa, Arthropoda, Insecta, Lepidoptera, Papilionidae. The transcript has 2 exons. The record is from RefSeq and is a predicted model, not a curated record.
CUUAAUCUGUCACUUUGAAAAUUGAUUUCAUAAUCUUCGAUUGUAAGAAGAGAAAAAAUCGAAGAAUUAUAACAUAAAAGCGCUAUUUCUUGCGCGACGAUGGCUGCUCUGAUAAAACUUCGUCAUAUGCCUGUUGUCCAGAGAUGUGUUUGGAAUCAUUAUAACAAAUUAAAUCGUUGCAUCUCGACAUCAAAAAAGAACAGUGAAACUGCUACAACUGCUUGUGAAAAAGCUGAAGAUAAAAAUUGGGUUAGCUAUGGAUUUGAUUACAAGAGCAAAGAAGAGGAUACAAACGUCCACAAUGCAUCAUUCUUCUUCUCAGUAACAUUGUGUCUAGUAUUCGGUGGUUUUGCAUGGGCUUAUAGUCCCGAUAUCCAUAUGAGAGAUUGGGCUCAACGUGAAGCCUAUCUAGAACUACGUCGCCGUGAAAAAGCUGGAUUGCCGCCUAUCAGUCCUAAUUAUAUUGAACCCAAAACAGUGAAACUGCCUUCAGAGGAAGAACUAUGUGAUGUUGAAAUUAUCAUUUAAUUAUUGAUGAACAUUAUUGUUAUAUAGUAAAUAGAAAAAUAGAAA